AUGCGGAGCAUGGCAGUGAUAUGUGUCAGAUACGUGUCAAUCUCCAGAGACACAUGUUUCUGGGAUUGCACGGUUCUGUUUUUGGAUUGUGCCCAUAACGACCUUUGCGUUGUAACUGCAAAGUGGGCUUAUCGUGAUCGCGGUGAAGUGGGGUUAUUGCUGUCGCAGUCAGAUCAACGAUUAAAUCUUGAUGAUUUGGCCGGUAAGUGGGAAUCCUUAUUGUAUAUAGUGAAAGCUGGAGCUCACUGA
Molecule: messenger RNA, 249 nt
Organism: Arabis nemorensis
Lineage: Eukaryota; Viridiplantae; Streptophyta; Magnoliopsida; Brassicales; Brassicaceae
Source: the annotation of a GenBank genome assembly